This is a messenger RNA of Nothoprocta perdicaria, 1786 nucleotides long. It is a transcript of the gene OGFOD1, whose product is annotated as 2-oxoglutarate and iron dependent oxygenase domain containing 1. The record is from RefSeq and is a predicted model, not a curated record. Bases 1 to 1599 code for a protein of 532 amino acids. NCBI's taxonomy places the organism in Eukaryota, Metazoa, Chordata, Aves, Tinamiformes, Tinamidae. The transcript is spliced from 12 exons. Gene Ontology annotation, biological process: regulation of translational termination; peptidyl-proline hydroxylation. Gene Ontology annotation, molecular function: peptidyl-proline dioxygenase activity; L-ascorbic acid binding; iron ion binding. Gene Ontology annotation, cellular component: cytoplasm.
AUGGUCCUCUCCAGCGUGAGCGGCUUCGUCUGCUGGAUGUACUUGUUGCCGAACUGGUUCACGCCGCGGGGCCAGCCGGUCUGCGAGCGGUUGGGCGGCACCACGGACAUGAUGGCGGCGGGACACGGGGCCGGGGCGCGGGUCACUGCUCGGCGGCGGGAACCGCGUCCGCCAUUAACCUCCCCGCGGGGCCRCGCGCCGGAACCGCCCGCAGCCGCUUCCGGCCGCGCCGACCAUAGAGCGGGGACGCUCUGCUGCCGCUAMAGUGGGCCGCCGCAGUCCGAGGAGCUGCGCGGGAGGCCGGAGCCGCACGUGGCGGCGCUGAGGCGGGCCCUGUGCCAGGAGCUGCGCGCGUGGCUCGCGGCCGUGACCCGCAUCCCGCUGGAGCCGGACAUCGACCUGUCCUGCGCGCGCUACGAGUACACGGACGUCCUGCUGUGCCACGAUGAYGAGCUGGAAGGUCGGAGAAUUGCCUUCAUCCUGUACCUGGUGCCGCCGUGGGAGGAGAGCGACGGAGGAACCCUGGACUUGUAUAGCACAGAUGAACAUUUUCAGCCAAAGGAAAUUGUCAAGUCAUUGGUGCCUUCGUGGAACACGCUGGCUUUCUUUGAAGUGUCUCCAGUCUCCUUCCACCAGGUGUCAGAAGUUCUCUCUGAGGAGAAGUGCCGCUUGUCCGUGAGCGGCUGGUUUCACGGCCCAUCCAUAGAGAGACCUCCCCGGUACAUYGAAGCGCCUUUGCCAAGGAGUCCACACAUCCCUUACGAUCAAGAAAUCUUGUAUGAGUGGAUCAAUCUGGUUUAUCUGGACAUGGAGUCCCAAGCUCAAAUCCAGGAAGAGUUUGAGGAGCGCUCAGAAAUUCUCCUGAAGGAUUUUCUUAAGAAAGAGAAAUUCCAACUAUUGUGCGAAGCUCUGGAGAAAGAUGAAAUCCAGUGGAGUAGCCGAGGGCCCCCCAAUAAGAGAUUGUAUGAGACUGCAGAGGAAGACAGUCUGCCUGACACCCUGAAGAACUUCCUGCAGUUGUUACGCUCUGAGGCCUUGUUUCUGCUGCUUUCUAACUUCACYGGCCUAAAGCUGCACUUCCUGGCUCCCUCUGAUGAGGAUGAAGAUGCAGGGGAAGGACAAGCCGCAGACACUGCUGGACMCAGCGCUCCCAAACCGCAGCAGGAAGAGGCUGGACAGCAGGCUGGCAGCAGCGCCCAUCACCAAGAGCAGCCCGACAACAUCCCUGACACGCAGGAGGGCGAGACGCAGACCGGCUCAGGUGCCCCGGUGUGCGCAGGGGAGCUGAGACGCUGGACCCAUGGGCACUAUACUCUAGCCCACGACACCCAAACAACAGAAUUUGCUCUGGACCUGCUCUUUUUCUGUGGGUGUGAAGACUGGGAUCCAGAAUAUGGUGGCUUUACAUCCUACAUUGCUAAAGGUGAAGAUGAAGAGCUGUUGACUGUGAAUCCAGAGAACAACUGCUUGGCCUUGGUUUAUAGAGACAAAGAAACGAUGAAGUUUGUGAAAUACAUCAAUCACCGCAGCUUGGCACGUCUGAAAAAGGACCCAAAGAGAGCAGGAUUUUGGGACUUCUCUUUUGUAUAUUAUGAAUGAUGAUGCAGAACGUCACCAUCUUCACACAGAAAAGUCAUAGUGCUGGUAGUACUGAGUAUUCGAUGGGUUCCUAGCCAAAAGUUCAGCUGGGGCUCAUCUAAGCAGGUGAACUUGCCUGUUGCUAACUCACAGUAAUACUGUAUAUGAGCUAUGUCUUAUGGAGUGUAGUCCAAGUGGCUUUUUUUUU